Molecule: messenger RNA, 543 nt
Organism: Peromyscus maniculatus bairdii (prairie deer mouse)
Lineage: Eukaryota; Metazoa; Chordata; Mammalia; Rodentia; Cricetidae
Source: RefSeq, a predicted model, not a curated record
CCUAGAGAAGCCAACAUGCCAGUUGCCAGAAGUUGGGUUUGUCGCAAAACCUAUGUGACCCCACGGAGACCCUUGGAGAAAUUGGAGAAAUUGAGACUUGACCAGGAACUUAAGCUGAUCAGAAAAUAUGGGCUCUGGAACAAAUGUGAGGUCUGGAGGGUCGAAUUUACCCUAGCUAAGAUCCAUAAGGCUGCCUGGGAGCUGCUGACACUGGAUGAAAAGGACCUACGGCGUCUUUUUGAAGGCAAUGCUCUGCUGAGGCAACUUGUUCGCAUUGGGGAGCUGGAUGAGGGCAAGAUGAAGCUGGAUUACAUCCUGGGCCUGAAGAUUGAGGAUUUCUUGGAGAGGCGGCUGCAGACCCAGGUCUUUAAGCUGGGUCUGGCUAAAUCUAUUCACCAUGCCCGUGUGCUCAUCUGACAGUGUCAUAUCAGGGUCCACAAGCAGGUGGUAAACAUUCCAUCCUUCAUUGUCCGUCUGGACUCCCAGAAGCACAUUGAUUUCUCCCUCCGUUCUCCUUAUUGUGGCCAUCCAGGCCAAGUGAAG